Molecule: messenger RNA, 1266 nt
Organism: Chaetomium globosum CBS 148.51
Lineage: Eukaryota; Fungi; Ascomycota; Sordariomycetes; Sordariales; Chaetomiaceae
Exons: 2
Coding region: 1-1266 (421 amino acids)
Molecular function (GO): oxidoreductase activity; FMN binding
Source: RefSeq, a predicted model, not a curated record
AUGUCAGAGCCACAAGAUAAAGAUGGUAGCGAUGGCGAGGAGAAGGUGCCGUACGGCCAGUACCAGUUCGAUCUGUAUGCUCAAGCAAUGAUUGCCGGCCAAAAACCCAUUGUCACGACGGACCCGAACAAGCUAGAACAGGCGGCCAGAGAGGCCAUGGCCCCCGAAGCCUUCAACUAUGUCUUUGGCGGCGCGGGCGAGCAGGCGACUAUGCAUGCCAACCGCCUGGCCUUCCGCCAGUGGAAGCUGAUCCCGCGCAUGCUGCGGCCCACCAUGCCACGCGAUCUCAGUGUCGAACUAUUUGGCAAGAAAUACGACACCCCUCUCCUCAUGGCCCCCAUCGGCGUCCAAGGUGCCUACCACCCCCACGGCGAAGAAGGCGUCGCCACAGCCUGCGCCUCCCUCCACGUCCCCUACAUCUACAGCACCGCGGCCACGACCCCCCUCGAGGCGGUCGCCUCGGCCGCGCCCGCCGUCCCGCGCUGGUUCCAGCUCUACUGGCCGCUCUCGGACGCGCUCACCGCGUCGCUGCUCUCGCGCGCCCGCGCCGCCGGCUGCGCCGCGCUGGUCGUCACCCUCGACACCUUCACCAUGUCGUGGCGGCCGCUGGACCUGGACGCGGGGUAUCUGCCGUUUGCGCGGGGCCAGGGCAACGCGCUGGGGUUUAGCGACCCGGCGUUUCGGCGGAUGUUUGCGGAGGGGAAUGAGGGGGAUGGGGAUGUUGACGGGAAAGAGAAUGUGGUGGCGGCGAGUCGGGCGUGGUUGGCGGAGGUAUUUUCGGGGCAUGCGCAUCGGUGGGAGGAUCUGGCGGUGUUGAGGCGGUUGUGGGGGGAUGGGCCGAUUGUGUUAAAGGGGGUGUUGAGUGUGGGGGAUGCGGAGAUGGCGGUGAGGGCCGGGGUGGAUGGGAUUGUGGUGUCGAAUCAUGGGGGCAGGCAGUUGGAUGGGGCGGUGCCGGCGUUGGAGAUGCUGCCGGAGAUUGUGGAUGCUGUUGGGGACCGGCUGACGGUGUUGUAUGAUUCGGGGGUGAGGACGGGGGCGGAUGUGUUGAAGGCGCUGGCGUUGGGGGCAAAGGCGGUGUUGGUUGGGAGGCCGGUGAUAUAUGGUUUGGGGAUCGCGGGCAGCGAGGGCGCGAGGCAUGUGCUGGCGGGGCUUUUGGCUGACGUAGAUCAGUCUAUGGGGUUGGCUGGUGUACAGAAUGUGUCGGAGCUGAACAGGAGCAUCCUGAGGAAGAUAAAUUACGGUGGCGAUGUCAAGUCAUCUCUUUGA